GACAGCAGCAGCAUCACCUUGGCAGGGCCCAGCAGGGCUCUCCUGAGCUGCCCUUGCCCAGCUGCACACAGACCCUGCCCCAGCCAGGGCCCUGCACACAGGCAGGUUUCUGUAGGGCCGGGCCGAGGGCACGCGGGGUGGGAUGGGCUCUGUGAGCACUGGCAGGGACAAGGCACCUCUCAGGAGGGAAUGUCCAGGCCCAGGGAGCUGCUCAGGGAAGGAGAGGGGGCUGAGCAGAGCAGUGCUGGGAGAACAAGCCCAUCCAGCCCCUCACCUGCCCUCAGCCACAGGGAAUCCUUUGCCUCUCCCAUCUCUCAGUGCCAAACUCUGAGUGCAGCAGGAAUGCUGGGGAUGUCUGAACUCAGAGAGCCAGGAAUGAUGUGUGGGUAGGAAAACAAUUUCUAAAACCAUCUCCUGCCAUCUAUUUCCCUUAGAAGUGUGACUGCAGAUGCUACCAACCCUUUCUGCAUUAGAAGUGAUUCCCCUGACAAAUGCUGAAUAUCCAGCAUUGUCCUUCUGCCACAUGGCCACAAACCAAGGGCAGCAGGGCAGGGAUGGCUCCUUGAGAGCCCCCACGCACAGCCCUGGCUGCUCCUGGUACACUCAGCCAGCACAGCUGGAGCUCAGGCAGGGACCUGGGUGAAGGUUUGCCCAGAGCAGGAACAAGGGUGGGUGAGUCCCAGCAGGACAGGCUACAGGGAAUGGCCCAGGUUUGGCUCCAAGCAGCCUCUCCUGACUUGUCACUGUCCUUUCUCCAUGAACAGGUGCCCAUGUGCAGCCACAGCCAAUGUCCAACAGCAGCUCCAUCAGCCACUUCCUGCUGCUGGCACUGGCAGAGACGCGGCAGCUGCAGCUCCUGCACUUCUGCCUCUUGCUGGGCAUCUCCCUGGCUGCCCUCCUGGGCAACUGCCUCAUCAUCAGCGCCGUAGCCUGCGGCCACCACCUGCACACGCCCAUGUUCUUCUUCCUGCUCAACCUGGCCCUCAGCGACCUGGGCUCCAUCUGCACCACUGUCCCCAAAGCCAUGCACAAUUCCCUCUGGGACACCAGCACCAUCUCCUACACUGGAUGUACUGCACAGGUUUUUCUGCUUAUCUUCUUCCUUGGAUCAGAGCUUUCCCUCCUGACCAUCAUGUGCUACGACCACUACGUGUCCAUCUACAAACCCCUGCACUACGGGACCCUCCUGGGCAGCAGAGCUUGUGCCCACAUGGCAGCAGCUGCCUGGGCCAGCGCCUUUCUCAAUGCUCUCAUGCACACGGCCAAUACAUUUUCCCUGCCCCUGUGCCAUGGCAAUGCCCUAGGCCAGUUCUUCUGUGAUAUCCCCCAGAUCCUCAAGCUCUCCUGCUCCAAAUGCUAUUACAGGGAACUUUGACUCAUUGCUGUUAGUGUGUGUUUGGUAUUUGCUUGCUUUUUGUUCAUUGUUUUCUCUUAUGUGCAGAUUUUCAGGGCCGUGCUGAGGAUCCCUCUGAGCAGGGACGGCACAAAGCCUUUUCCACCUGCCUCCCUCACCUGGCCGUGGUCUCCCUGUUAGUCUGCUCUGCAGUGUUUGCCUACCUGAAGCCCUCCUCCAUGUCCUCCCCAUCCCUGGAUCUGUCAGUGUCAGUUCUGUACUCGGUGGUGCCUCCAGCCCUGAACCCCCUCAUCUACAGCCUGAGGAACCAGGAGCUCAAGGCUGCAGUGUGGAGACUGAUGACUGGAUGCUUUCAGGGACAUUAAACUGCUGGCCAAUUUCUGCAAAUCACUUGUAAUAAAAGUCAUCUUUGAUA
Molecule: messenger RNA, 1769 nt
Organism: Vidua chalybeata
Lineage: Eukaryota; Metazoa; Chordata; Aves; Passeriformes; Viduidae
Product: olfactory receptor 14C36-like
Exons: 1
Coding region: 788-1375 (195 amino acids)
Biological process (GO): G protein-coupled receptor signaling pathway
Cellular component (GO): membrane
Molecular function (GO): G protein-coupled receptor activity; olfactory receptor activity
Source: RefSeq, a predicted model, not a curated record